UUGCCGCCAGCAGACGGCGUCUGGCGCCGGAACUGUCUAACGGCACAGCAGAAGCAUCAGCAGCAAACAACAGAAAGAAUGACUAAUCAAAGAGGAUUAGGUGGAGGAGGAGGAGCAGGAGGCGAAGGAAUCAAAAGAGGAGGAAGACGAAGACGAAACUGCAUACUCAGAUCAAAAUCGGGUUUACCUAGUUUACAUGCAUUUUUCAAUAUACUGACUCUGAGCUGCGUUAUAAUCUCCGACUUAUUACUCAGCGCCCAUGGACUGAAGGAUCUGAAGAUAUUUGUGCCGGAAGCCGUCAUCAUGGGCAAUGCAGCGACAUUGUCUUGUCAAUAUGAUUUGGAGCAGGCGGCGUUGUAUUCGGUGCGCUGGUACUUUAACCAAGUGGAGUUCUACCGUUACGUGCCACGCGAGGCGAAGCCCACAUUUGUCUUCCCCGUCUCGGGCAUUAAUGUUGAUCUAACGAACUCGGAUGCCACGUCGGUCACCCUGAAGGGAGUCACGAGGGAUCUGACGGGCAGCUAUCAGUGUGAGGUAUCGGAGGAUGCGCCAUUGUUCCAUACGGAUAUUCGGUCGUCGCACAUGCAAGUUAUUGAGCUGCCCAAGGACGACCCGGCAAUGCAGGUGGACAAGAAGGUGAUUGGUGUGAAUGACAAUUUCAAGGCAGUGUGCACAGUGGGGCCAUCGUAUCCGCCGGCGAACAUAACAUGGUACAUCAACGGACGCAAGGUAUACAAAACGCCACUGCAACGCAUUAGCCAGGACGCAUUCGAGGGAUCGACAACAUUCUCAUCGCUGGAGAUCUAUCCGCAUAGUCAGGUGCUGCAGGGCUUCUUCCAGGCCAUGCCCAAGUAUCAGACCAGUAUAUUGCUACUCUGCGAGGUCUCCAUACUGCAUGUCUUCCACAAGAACGUGCAACAGCGCAUCGGACUCAGCACUGCGCCGCCUACAACAAUUUCACCCAAUCUGCUGGGACUUGAGGGCUCCAAGCGAUAUGCCAAUGGCGAUCCGGACAAUUCAGCACUUACUGGCGCCGCCCAGUGCAGUUGCAGUGCAGUCGGAGUGCUCACACUGGCGGUGGCAACUCUGGCAGCGGCUCAGCUGUGACCAGGACACACUGGACGUGUCACAUAAGUAAAUAAUCGAGUUGUUGGGGCAAGCAGCCACUCAGCCAUUCAGAUCCACAUCCACAGCCAUUGUCACGGUCAAUACCGGGAUAACAACGAACAGCAGCUACCAGCUCGGAGCGAACAGCCC
Drosophila innubila is the source of this 1257-nucleotide messenger RNA. RefSeq lists its product as uncharacterized. The transcript is spliced from 6 exons. NCBI's taxonomy places the organism in Eukaryota, Metazoa, Arthropoda, Insecta, Diptera, Drosophilidae. The record is from RefSeq and is a predicted model, not a curated record. The coding region runs from base 79 to 1107 and encodes 342 amino acids.